AUGAAGCAGUACCAACGAGUAUUGCUAUUUGGUUCAGUGUGCACCGUGCUCAUAGCAACAGCUGUGUAUGUCGUACAAGAAGACCGAGCAGUAAAAGCAAGGAAAGCGAUACGGGCCAACGAAAAGCAGGCUCUCGCACUGCUGCACCAGAUCAAGCAAGACCACCAGACUAUCUCGCAUGAAUUAGAUCAUCUGGAUCCACAAGAUAGCAAGCUCGAGUAUAAGCUCGCUUACAACAAUGAAAUGUUGCUACGACUUAUGGAACGCCUAGACGCAAUACAGCCACGUGCAGCUAUUCUAAACGACCGAACCGAUGCACCUAGUGAGUUUGAGGAGACCAUGAUACAACAUCUCAAGGAACGAAAGCGUAAAUUGAUCAAGGCCAUUGAGAGGGACUUUAAACGGGUUGACCAAUUUCGCUAG
Molecule: messenger RNA, 423 nt
Organism: Lichtheimia ornata
Lineage: Eukaryota; Fungi; Mucoromycota; Mucoromycetes; Mucorales; Lichtheimiaceae
Exons: 1
Coding region: 1-423 (140 amino acids)
Molecular function (GO): protein-folding chaperone binding
Source: RefSeq, a predicted model, not a curated record